Molecule: messenger RNA, 450 nt
Organism: Symbiodinium necroappetens
Lineage: Eukaryota; Dinophyceae; Suessiales; Symbiodiniaceae
Source: the annotation of a GenBank genome assembly
AUGGCGGGCGACCGAGGCGCGGCGGUGCUCUGGGAGCCGUCCGCUUACAAAGACGCGAACAGCGAGAGGGUGAACGUCUGCCUGGAGGCGACAGAAGAGGCCUUGGCGGAGGUCGCGCGCUGGGAGAAGGCCGCGGUGGAGCUGGCCGUGAAGCACGGCGCCGCGAUGUUCGGCAAGCCGCUGAGCCAGGCGCAGCUGCAGGAACGCUUCCAGUCUUGCUUGAAGACUUCCGCGCAGGGAGUGACCUUCUUGAAGCUGAAGGCGACGUUGCCCAACGUUCGGUUCUGGGACAAUGAAGGCAAGCGCGAAGCGCCUUCCAGCCUUCGAGGGCGAAAGGUGCUGGUCGCGGUGCAGCCGCGGCAGCUGUGGGUCAUGAACCAGCAGUGCGGGCUGCUGCUGGAGCUGCAGGACGUUAAGUUGGACGACGGCGUGGAGGAGUGCCCGCUGUAA